UGACAGUCCUAUCGUCAACUUCCUUUUCCGUCAAAAUAGUCGACAAAGAUGGCUAUCGGCUCCAAGAUUAUUAAGCCCGGCGGCGCGGACCCCGAUGAUUUCGAGAAGUCGAUUGCCCAGGCUCUGGUUGAGCUUGAGGCCAACAGCGACCUGAAGCCCUACCUGCGCGAUUUGCACAUCACCCGUGCGCGCGAGAUUGAGUUUGGCAGCAAGAAGGCCGUCAUCAUCUACGUGCCCAUUCCCCAGCAGAAGGUGUUCCAGAAGAUCCAAAUCAUUCUGGUCCGCGAGUUGGAGAAGAAGUUUUCCGGCAAGCAUGUCGUAGUCAUUGGAGAGCGCAAGAUUCUGCCCAAGCCCACACGCAAGGCACGCAAUCCCCUGAAACAAAAGCGUCCACGCUCUCGUACCCUUACGGCUGUGUACGAUGCCAUUCUGGAGGAUCUGGUCUUCCCUGCCGAGAUCGUUGGAAAGCGCAUCCGCGUCAAGCUGGACGGCUCCCAGCUGGUUAAGGUGCACUUGGACAAGAACCAACAGACCACCAUCGAACACAAAGUUGAUACGUUCACAUCGGUCUACAAGAAGCUGACUGGCCGCGAUGUUACCUUCGAAUUCCCCGACAAUUACCUGAAUGUCUAGAGUGUGUUCGUCGCUGUCGCGCUGUUUCGGUUCAUCAUAAGAAAGUUAUAGAAAUUCUGUCGUACAGAAUAUUAAUUUUUUACAUGAGCUGGAGAACGUAACGUGAAAUAAAAAAUUAAACACCUAAAACUAA
Molecule: messenger RNA, 766 nt
Organism: Drosophila subobscura
Lineage: Eukaryota; Metazoa; Arthropoda; Insecta; Diptera; Drosophilidae
Gene: RpS7
Product: 40S ribosomal protein S7
Exons: 4
Coding region: 49-633 (194 amino acids)
Biological process (GO): ribosomal small subunit biogenesis; translation; rRNA processing
Cellular component (GO): ribosome; 90S preribosome; cytosolic small ribosomal subunit
Molecular function (GO): structural constituent of ribosome
Source: RefSeq, a predicted model, not a curated record